UGAUCUGAAGAUAUUUAGAUAGGUGUAGAAUUCGCACAUAAGCGCAUCACGUGAAUUAAAAAUGGUACCCAUAUCUUCUUCCUUGUUACACAUAUUACAUGCAUCGUUUCUAUUAUAGACAAAAUGAACCUAUUACAGUUUUUGGCAACAUCUUUCUUUUUGGAGAUGGUUUCUCAUUUGGUGAGGGGACAUUCAACUAUAAGUAUUCAAAACAGUGCAUUUGUAUCAAACAAAAAUGAGGAAGGAUGUGUUAAUUAUGGAACAGUUUAUCCACAAAAUGAUCGUGUAAAUGAAGAUUGUGAAGUGACCAUAAACAAAAUGGAUAUACAUGAUUUCGUUAAUAAAAUGCGAGCACAAGAAUAUAAAAUAAGUCUGCUUAAAAUAAACUUAAAUGUUUCAGAGGACAUUAAAUUAAAGGUAAAUCAAACUAGUACUAGAUGUACAAUUUCGCCCUUUGAGUGGAUAUGGACAUUUAAAGGUAAAAACGGUGGAUUUCAGUAUUUGUCUUUGAUGAAGGAAUUUUCCUACUAUUCACUAAGCUUGCUUAACCACUACACUAUAUCUAUGACAUUCAAUCUAAAUUUAACAGGAAAUUGUUAUUUGAGAAUUGGAGACAGAAAUACUACCGAGCGGUUAGGAUUAGCCUUUUUACAAGUUUUCAAUCAGUCAUUUCAACAUGUCAAUGAUAUCGGAUUACGGUAUGGAUAUAUUUGUUAUUUAAGUAGGACAUACUUGGAACAUAUCAUUUACAUGUUCAGUAAAUAUAUCAUAAGUUCUAAGCAAAGUAUGGGUUACCGCUGCUGCCGAAAUGCUUUCAAUAAAACUACCCACGAAGACACAAUAUCGUGCACGAGUGACACAGUCAUGAUUGAUAGUGGUUUGUGGUGGAAUUUUCCUUAUGUAAUGGGUUGGCUUUUGUUCCUUUUCCUGCCUUUAUUAUUUUUACAGUGCUCUGAAUAUAAAAAUAAAAAUGUCAACGUCGGUCAUGGAAAAUGGCUACUAUCAAAUCCAGUAUCAUUCGGUACCGUACUGAGAAAUCCUUUUAACCGUGCUUAUGCCUCGGGAAAUAUUUGUUCGAGACUGUUGAAAAUCAUUUGUAUUCUCUUAACUUCGCUGUUCGUUAUUUUGGAAGUACUGUCGUAUUAUUAUUUCAUGAAUGACUUUGUCGUCAGCAGCACUAAGGCAGAAGUUCCAUUUAAUUGGAUCACUAUGGCUGCUGGAUAUUCAUUGAGUAUGGACAGUUUUCUGCCGUGUUUUGGAGGCCCGUAUAUUGCACUUGGGUUGUAUUACAUUUCAAGUGCCUUUCUGCUAUGUCUUCCAACUGACUUGAGUAAGUUCGUGGAUAAAGGAAUAGACGAUAAAGCAGAGAUGUUUAUGUCUUUAUUAACUGUUGAUAUGAGUACGAAAGGUAAAUUAGGAGCUAUAUUGAAUAUCCGCAGACAAGCAGGAUAUACACGACUUAAUUCGGUUCUUAGAGCGAAUAUUUACAUGCUGAUCAAUCCGACAUUUUGGGAUAUUGGGUUCCAGAUUCAAAAAAGGAGAUUUAAUGGAUUCAUCCAGGUAUUGACAAGAAAUAGAAUAUUAUGUAAAUUAGUUCUAACUGCUGUUCUGGUUCCAGUUUAUUUUUGUAUAUGCAUUAUUGAAUGGGUGCUAGCAAUAUUUAUGUACGGUUUGCCUGUCGUCGGAUUUUUCUUUAUAAUUUUAAAUGGAUAUUAUAAUACUAUAAGGGAAAUAAACACAAGGAGGACCGGUACAGCUAGCUUUGUUUUAGGCAUAACAAUAAUUGUACUGAUGUCCGUAUGUGUUACAUAUGACAUUUACAUUUUCUCACUACUUUUUAUUGAUAGUUUUAUCUUUUUAUGUCGGAUUUGUACGUACUCUUUCGCUGGACUUAUUGCCUAUCCGGACAUUACUUACGGCUACCUAGUGUUCACGAUAACAGUUAUGAUAUAUGUUACCGAAUGCAUACAACACGUGAAUGCUGUGUAUACAUACCUUUUUGAAACGGUAAAGAACAUCUGUAUAAAAAUUAAGAAAGAAAAACACAUCCAUGCCGUUCCAUUGAUUAGUUGUAAUGGAUGUACGACCUCUGUAUCCAAGCUUUUAUUUCGAUAUGUCGUUCGAUACUACAGACCCUUAAGGAUUGAAAUACUUUUUUCCUGCCUGAAACUGACUUUCAUUGUUAUUAUUCUUUAUAUGUCAAUUUCAAUUCUUCUCACAUUUAAAGAACUAAGUAAAAUGUCGACACUCACGCAAGCUAUAACAGCUCUUUUCAUUUGUUUAAUUCCAAAAUUGUGGCACAUGUUUGAGGAAAAGGGAGAAAAAUAUAAAGAAGAGACCAAAAUUGCCGAAAUUAAGAAUAUAAUUGAACAGUAUUGCAGAUGUUACAUUCAUAAACGAACUCCUACAAACAUUCAGGAUGAUAGUUCUAUCGUAGAUGAUAUGGAACAUGACACAAGCAACAAUACAUCAUCAGAUGACGAACUCUUACAGCAUUUACUUCUUGAUGUAGACAUCGAAUGAUCAGAAUUUACUAUUUAGUAACCAAAAUUGUAAAUAAAAAAUAAUAAAUAAACUCAUAAUACAAA
Mytilus californianus (California mussel) is the source of this 2588-nucleotide messenger RNA. RefSeq lists its product as uncharacterized. The transcript has a single exon. The coding region runs from base 124 to 2523 and encodes 799 amino acids. The record is from RefSeq and is a predicted model, not a curated record. Lineage: Eukaryota; Metazoa; Mollusca; Bivalvia; Mytilida; Mytilidae.